UACACGCACACACUCAGAGGAGGAGAAGGGGAGGAGGACGGAAAACACGAGUAGGGGGGAAACAGGAACAGAAGUGAAGACUUGUCAAGAUGUCUGAGUGAGGGAGUCCAGAACAGAACAGAAGCCAGGUGCCAACUCAGAGACAACAGAAGUCUGAGCAGCUGACUGGAUCAGACAGGAGGGGAGAUCUGACCUGCUGCUACAGGAGCGCCUGCAGGCCGCCCCAAAUGAGCAACUCGACAAAACAAAAGCAUGCACCGAAGGGCAGGAGGACAGGAGGAGGAUUGAGAAAACAGUGGAAUGCGGACCUGUGUAAACAAACACGGCCCAAGAUUUCCUAAAGAUCAGAGCACAACAGCUGGGCAAUUUUAAGGAAAACACUUCAACAAACAAGUUUUGUUUUUUUUUUUUUAAGACAAAACGGAUCUGCAGGCGUCCAUGAAGUUUUGACAUAAAACCCACACGCCUGAACACAGAAAUCAGAACAGGCCGUGCUGCAGGGCAGCCAUCUUAUCUGGGAGUUCAUGAAGUCACCAGAAUUCCCUGGGCUGACAGUACAUGGUUUAAGCUGAAGUUAAACAUAAUUUUCCACUUUUAAACUUUAAAUGACUCAAAUGAUCCAAUCUUAAUUCCUUUGGUGUCUUUUCUCCCAUCUCUUCAAAGGAUUCAUUAAAAGUUUUUGACUUUUUUUAAGUGUUGCAGCUCUGCAGCCUGAAGUCAUGGAAGGGACGUUCAGCAGCAUCCAGGAAUUUUUCAAUCAAAUUUGGAGCUUUGCUAUAGACAAACACAACCAGGGGUCGUACAAUACUAUCUGCCUGGUUGUCCUCCUGACGCUGCCCCUGCUGGUCCUCCUAACGGCAGUGGUGGUGUGCUGCCACUGCUGCUGCUGUCGCCAUGCCAACAGCUGCUGUUGUGGCUGCUGCUGUGCAGAUGCCUCAAGGUCAGAGACGAGGAACAAGAGUUCAAACAGUGAGGACUUGUGGAUCUCUGUAAAAACAGGGCCCAUGACACCUGACAGGGUGGGAAUUUCCAUGGUGUAGUUUUUGUUUUAGAUUCCUUAUUCUGGGCCAGUUCCAGCUGAGGUGCUGAUGGAGAGUCUGAGGACAUUGUUAAACAAAAAAGAAGGACUUAAUGUUAUUGUGUGUAUGUGGAUGGCUGUCACUUUGUAUUCACAUGACAUGUGUAGCAGUUUUAAAACAAUGUUUAUAACUUUUUUACGAACUUAUUUAGUGUGUGGUACAGAAAACAGGAAAUAUGCAAGCUGAAGCAAAUGUACAUAAACUGCAAGUGGGUUUCUGUUUACCCCCCACCCCACCCCACCCCCACGCGUGUGUGUGUGUGUGUGUGUGUGUGUGUGUGUGUGUGUGUGUGUGUGUGUGUGUGUGUGUGUGUGUGUGUGUGUGUGUGUGUGUGUGUGUGUGUGUGUGUGUGUGGCAAUGAGGUGCAGAGUUAUUGAGAGCACUUUGUUCUUAGAGCUCCCAUGUGAAAUUCAAUGCAUUUGUAUUUGGCAGUGGGAGCAAAAUGUGCCAAAAAGUGUUCAAAUAGCUGUGUGACUGUGUGCUUUUCACAUUCAGGAUGAAGAUGACGUUCAAAAGCAAAAGCACUGAUUUCUGAGAAACUGCCUCUGUGAAAUAAAUGACAGAAAAACUUUCA
Nothobranchius furzeri (turquoise killifish) is the source of this 1653-nucleotide messenger RNA. RefSeq lists its product as uncharacterized. The record is from RefSeq and is a predicted model, not a curated record. Lineage: Eukaryota; Metazoa; Chordata; Actinopteri; Cyprinodontiformes; Nothobranchiidae.